CAGGACAGAAGUUAUAAAACAACAAAAACUGGCUGCUACUGCUACAGACGAAGUGGAAACCCUCACCAUUCAGACUGAACCAAACAUGACAUCUUCUUCCAUGCAGACGAGCAUCACAGAGAGCAGGACUGUGGGCACACAGUGGACAGAUCCCACAUUGUGUGAACAUGAAUACGCAAGACCAUUCCUUGCAGGAUCUAGGAGUUCAGGUACACAAACAACAGUCAUCAAGAUGGAGGAAAAAGGUGUAAACUGCAGCACUCUACACGUACGUCUCAGUGCUGCUGACAUAACAACUAACUCCUUAGCCUUGCUCUACACAGGACUGCCUUUGAAGACUUUUAGAACUCUUUUGCGUGUUAUGGAAAGUUUGAACAAUCCACUGACAUUUACUAUGCCUGUGUCAGAUCAAGUCUUACUAGUUCUUAUUAAAUUAAGGCUUAAUUUACUGUUUGCAGAUAUUGCCAACAGAUUUGGUAUAUCAGAGUCUCAUGCGUGCAACAUUUUUAAUCAAAGACUCUCUUUUAUGGCUUCAAAACUAAAAAACUUAAUAGUUUGGCUUCCACGUGAAACAAUUAGGGCAACCAUGCCAAAGUCAUUUCGUGAGAACUUUCCCAAAACUACAGUCAUCAUUGAUUGUGCAGAAACUUUUAUUCAACGAGCAAAAAACUUGAAGACCAGAGGAGAAACAUAUAGUCACUACAAGUCAAACAACACAGGGAAGUAUUUGGUUGGUAUUGCACCACAUGGUCAGAUUAUGUUCAUAUCUAAGGGCUUUGGAGGAAGGUCUAGUGAUAAAGCAAUAGUGGAAGAAUCUGGGAUUUUAAAUUACCUUCUUCCUGGGGAUGAAAUCAUGGCUGAUCGGGGAUUUACCAUUGAUGACCUACUCUUUCCUCUAAAAGUAAAACUUAACAUUCCAGCUUUUACAAAAGGUAAAGACCAACUUUCAGAAGAGGAUGUUACAGAGACCAGAAGAAUUGCCAUGGUACGGAUUCACGUGGAACGGGCUAUUAGACGAUUAAAGGUGUUCCGCAUAUUGAGUCAGAUUGUUCCAGUUACCUCGGUGAAGAAACUUAGUAAAUACUUGAUUGUUUGUGCUGCAUUGGUUAACUUAAGAUCUGAUCUUAUCAAAGAUGAUGAUGAGUAAAUUGUGUAAUCAGUU
Molecule: messenger RNA, 1162 nt
Organism: Saccostrea cuccullata (small rock oyster)
Lineage: Eukaryota; Metazoa; Mollusca; Bivalvia; Ostreida; Ostreidae
Exons: 1
Coding region: 86-1147 (353 amino acids)
Source: RefSeq, a predicted model, not a curated record